AUGAGCAUCCUCUUCCUAGCCUGCCUCCUAGCAAUCUGUCUCCCAAUCCUCUCGAAAACCGAUCCCCGCUACACCAACGGCCACCAUCCCUACGACGACGCCUACGACCGCGAAGGCCAGCCCCAACGCCGCGAAGUCAAGAACAACAAGGGGGAGGGCAAGCGACGGACGGUGCGGAUAGUGGAGCCAGAUCAGAAGAGGGACAGGAGGACGAGGGAGGGGAGACUGGAACGGGGUCAGAGGAGAUCCAUCGACAGCCGACGAAGGUAUUGA
Alternaria arbusti is the source of this 273-nucleotide messenger RNA. RefSeq lists its product as uncharacterized. The transcript is spliced from 2 exons. Bases 1 to 273 code for a protein of 90 amino acids. The record is from RefSeq and is a predicted model, not a curated record. NCBI's taxonomy places the organism in Eukaryota, Fungi, Ascomycota, Dothideomycetes, Pleosporales, Pleosporaceae.